This is a messenger RNA of Carassius auratus (goldfish), 1440 nucleotides long. RefSeq names its product RING finger protein 24-like. The transcript has 5 exons. Gene Ontology annotation, molecular function: zinc ion binding; ubiquitin protein ligase activity. The coding region runs from base 469 to 1008 and encodes 179 amino acids. The record is from RefSeq and is a predicted model, not a curated record. Gene Ontology annotation, cellular component: endomembrane system. Gene Ontology annotation, biological process: proteasome-mediated ubiquitin-dependent protein catabolic process. NCBI's taxonomy places the organism in Eukaryota, Metazoa, Chordata, Actinopteri, Cypriniformes, Cyprinidae.
GGGUGACUGUACUUCAUUACUUGAAUGUACAUUUUGGCAAGAAGAUGUAUUCAUCUUUCUGAAACAGUUUUAGGUUUUAGAUAUCUGAUAUAUUAAAUAUAUAUUUUAAAAAAACAUGCUCAUAAGGGACCAAGUGAAAGCUGUGCUGACUCUCAGUAGAUUAGUUAACACAGACAGACAGUGUGAGUAUUGCUUAAUGGCUCCUGCAGGACCAAUGUUGUCAAACUCUCUCCACUAGAAUAUUACAUGCAGUGCCCAAUGCACAAUUUAAUGCAUUCAUGAGUUUAUUCAUUGGUCUGUGGGGUACAUAAGCAGUUAUUGUGGAAACAGUUCAGAAAUCAAGCCAAGCCACAUAUCAAAUCACAGUCUGACAAGAACAUUGACUUAUACCUGCAUCCGCAGAGAGGGUGAUUAUUUUCCUUUGAGAUUGAGCUGACGCAGCAUGAAUGGAUUACUACACUAACGGGCAUGUGGUCUGCUAGCAUUUGCAUUAGUGUUGUGAUCAAUAAAUCCACUAAUGUUUCUUUGUCUCUUUUCCCCUUUCUUUCUAGGUUAUCCAUGACCUCAGAUUUACAGCAUUACAGUUUCAGGAUGCCAAAUAUAGGGUUCCAGAACCUUCCCCUGAAUAUCUACAUCGUGGUCUUCGGGACGGCCAUUUUCGUCUUCAUCCUCAGCCUACUCUUCUGCUGUUACCUGAUUCGGUUACGGCACCAGGCACACAAAGAGCUUUACGCAUACAAGCAGGUUAUUCAGAAGGAAAAGGUCAAAGAAUUAAACUUGCAUGAGAUUUGUGCGGUGUGUUUGGAGGAAUUCAAGCAGAAAGAUGAGCUGGGAAUCUGCCCGUGUAAACAUGCCUUUCACAGAAAGUGCCUUAUUAAAUGGCUGGAGGUGAGGAAGGUAUGCCCGCUGUGCAACAUGCCCGUCUUGCAGCUGGCGCAGCAGCAGAGCAUGUCCGAAUCUGUGCCCCCAACGCAGCAGCCUCUGCCCGGAGUGGAGAACCUGGUGUAGCCCCUCAUUGUUCCUCCUAAAAAUGUGACCACCACUACCUUCACACUCCCUCAUGUACAGGUACACGCUCUCAUCCAAGGACAGAGCGCAGGAUUUGUGCCCGGAGCCACGGUGACCUUUGACCUGCAUAUGUUCAUGUCCUGCCUUGGUGGCUUUACAAAGGAUUAUUAUCUUUUUCCAAAUUACAAUAAUAGAUGAUUUACUCAUCUUAUUUUGGUUUAGCUUUUUUUUUUUUUUUGUCCUGUGGGACAAUGACGAAGAAUUGAGUUUACUUGGCCAAGCCAUGAUUAAAGUAACUGUUCCACACCAAAGCACUUUUUUUAGGACACCAGUGAGAGGCAAAUAAAAGACAAGGACUAAAAAAAUAACAUUAAAAAUACAUAAAAAAAAAAAAAACAGAAACAACUUUUUUAACUAAAGUUUUUUUUAAAA